Molecule: messenger RNA, 738 nt
Organism: Lotus japonicus
Lineage: Eukaryota; Viridiplantae; Streptophyta; Magnoliopsida; Fabales; Fabaceae
Exons: 1
Coding region: 1-738 (245 amino acids)
Source: RefSeq, a predicted model, not a curated record
AUGACCUGGUUUAUGGCCCUGCCACAGGGAUCCAUAAAGAAGUUUCGUGACUUUGCGUCGAAAUUCGUGGGCCAGUUCUCUGCCGGCGAGGUCGAGGAUCUGUUUCAGAUUCGGCAGGCGGAGCGAGAGACGUUGAAGCAGUACGUGGAACGGUACAGCGCCGCGUCCGCAAGAUUUGAAGAGGCGGAACCUCGGACAUGCGUAUGCGCUUUUAAGAACAGAUUGUCGUCAGGAAAGAUGAGCUGCGAGCUGAGUAGGAAACCAACGCGCUCGAUGACAGAGGUACGCACCCGAGCCAGAGAUUACAUCAUGGAAGAAGAAGACGACGCAUGUAAGAGGAAACAGUUGAAGGCGGCAAAGGUGUCGCUGGCGAGGAAACAGAUACAGGACAAGGAAGCAAGUAAUAUGCUGAAGGUUAAGGAAGUUGGCCAAUUAAUUAAAGAAUUCAGGGGAAAGCGUUCUCGGCGGGCAACUAACUUUCGUCAACGAAAAAGGCCAGAGGGAAGCGCGGGCGAUGAAUCGGAAAAGUCACUACUGGAUGCGGCGGUUGUGGAAACAGGCGAGGAUGGCGAGUACGGAAUUGACCCCUGGCACGACGUCAAGGGCCGGUCCAAGUGGUGUGAAUAUCACAACUUGGGGAGCCAUAACACCAGUGACAGUUUAUCUCUGAAGGGCCAAAUUAGGCGGCUGAUGAAGGCGAGGCCAAAUGCGGGACAUGGGUUGUACAAGACAACAUGA